Molecule: messenger RNA, 1354 nt
Organism: Diuraphis noxia (Russian wheat aphid)
Lineage: Eukaryota; Metazoa; Arthropoda; Insecta; Hemiptera; Aphididae
Molecular function (GO): DNA binding
Source: RefSeq, a predicted model, not a curated record
CUCGCGCACACUCGCGUUCACUUCCACCGGCUAUGCUUGUCAUUUUUGUAAUUAUCAUCAUCAUUGUCAUUAAUAUCUAUUUACAUCACUACGGCAGUCGUACACAUAUAUACGUCUCCGAGUUUAAGUUUAGUAUAAUAACACGACUUACGACAUUCGGUAUUGGGUAUUAUUGGCCAUAAUAAACCUUCACCCACCGGUCGAACGACUUUAAUAUGGUCUAUUUCACGGAAAAACUCAUAAAUGAGAUACGCAAGCGGUCGUGCAUAUGGGACACGGCUGACGUGAACCAUCUCAACAAGGAAAUGCUGACCAACAUGUGGACGGAGAUCGCUGGAAAUCUUUACUCCGAUUGGCACACACUCGGCGUUUUUGAUAAACGCGAUAGAGUGUCCGAUGUUAAAAAAAAAUGGACAAACAUCAAAGACUCGUUCGUCAAGGAUGUCAAGGGCAAUAAACCUAAAAAGACAUUACGCUUACCCGAGCACAGGAAAAAGUACUAUCUGUUCGAUCACCUACAGUUUUUGAUGCCWUUCAUCCAAGAUACAAAAUCAGGUGGCGGUGUUCGACCAGCCGAAGACGGAGCCGGUUUAUCGGUGAGCAAGAAAAUGCGUAAAAAUACGCUACUCGGCGAAGGCUCAUCACGGAACGCACCAUCGAUGGUGGUGGCGCCCUCGGAAACUGCAGCCAAAAGACCGGAAACGUUGCAACCGGAUGUACAACAGCACGCCGACUUGCUCAACAACUUCGCGGGCAAGGCGGCMACGAACGCGCUAUGCCAGCUAGACGGCGACUUGUCGUUUAUAGUUUCGCUGUUACCCACCAUCAAGUCGAUGAACGAAAAGCAAAAGAUCAACUUCAAGAUCGGCGUCCUGCAGCUUAUGUCCCAGAUCAAGUUUGACGAAGUGGAAAACAAUCCCCAUACUGCGACCACGAAUGAGCAGUUAAACGCGGCGAUCACCAAUCACAUCCUUCCUCGACCACGCCAACUGCAUCAGGUGUCAAACGUCAGAAACCCGCGAGUUAACGUGGCUGUGUCGUCUACUCAGCAACUGCAGCAUAAUCACAAUCAAAAACUGGAUGUCGAGCACGGGUCACCGCAAGUUAAACAGGAAGUGGUCGAUUUGAGUCCGGGGUCAUCGUCGUGGUGUUAUGAUAACGACACCAGCACUGAAGAAGAUGUGGAAUAUACACUUGAUCGAAAUAAUUAUAAACCAUCUUAAUAUUUUAUUUAGAAUCUAUAGCGGACCCACGAUUUUUUAUUUUUUUGUUUUCUUUGAUUUUUUGUAUAAUAUAGUAUACAAUGAAAUAUUUAUGUAUGUGAUAUGCUUAUCAGCAUUGUGAAUAAAAACGC